Penicillium robsamsonii is the source of this 438-nucleotide messenger RNA. RefSeq lists its product as uncharacterized. The record is from RefSeq and is a predicted model, not a curated record. Bases 1 to 438 code for a protein of 145 amino acids. Lineage: Eukaryota; Fungi; Ascomycota; Eurotiomycetes; Eurotiales; Aspergillaceae. The transcript has a single exon.
AUGUCAUCAGAUGCUCAGACAAAGGGGUUUAGGCUGACGCAUGUUGGUCUCCGAGUUGCGGAUAUUGACCAAUCCGGUUCGUUCUAUUCGGGUGUAUUUGGCAUAAUGGACCUUGGCCGGAUGCUGGAUAUAAUUACAGUUGUUUUCCUCGGAAAUUCUGACGCAUCGAGCCCCAACUUCAGUGAUUAUCCGGACACCGAUUUCGUCAAGAUGGCAAUCGGUGUUCCCUAUAUGACUAAGGCCACGCAAUAUAUCAAAAGCCACCAAGUUAGAGUUAUGAAAGAAGCUGGAUCGACCCCGAGUUUAGAAGUGGUGGCCACGUUCUUGGGUUGCGAAACGCCUGAAAAGUGUUUUGGUAGCUCUUUGUGGCAAGCUGCUGCGGAUAUUCCGUUUGUGGAAGACCAAGAUGGAUAUCUUACUGAAAUUAUACCCUACUGA